Molecule: messenger RNA, 1377 nt
Organism: Podarcis lilfordi (Lilford's wall lizard)
Lineage: Eukaryota; Metazoa; Chordata; Lepidosauria; Squamata; Lacertidae
Source: the annotation of a GenBank genome assembly
AUGGCCCCCCCGCCUAAGGGCCCCCCCGCCCGCAAGCUGCUCUGCAUGUGCAGCCUCUCGCUCUGCCUCACCUACGCCUGCUACAGCCUCAUGGGCGGCCCCGGCGCCCUCCCCUCGUCCCCGCUCGCCCCGCAGGGCUCCCCGCUCAGCCCCUCUGCCGCCGACACCCCUCCGCCGCGCAACGGGAGCCCCGCGUGGCUACGUACCCCUUCGCCGCCCUCUGUCUCCGAGGCCACCGAGCCCAGCCGCGCCUGGACCGAGACAGACCCACCCUCAGCCAGCAGCCCCAGCAGCGCCCCGGACCGGGACCUCGGUGUUGGCGGCGACAGCAGCAGUAGCAGCGCCAGCGUUGCUGCCGCCGCGGGCUCCGAAGCUGCCGCCGCCGCUGCCACCGCCACGCCGGACUACGGGGAGAAGCGGCUGCCGCAGGCGCUCAUUAUCGGCGUGAAGAAGGGGGGCACCCGCGCUCUGCUGGAGGCGCUCCGAGCGCACCCCGACGUCCGCGCCGUGGGCACCGAACCCCACUUCUUCGACCGCAACUACGAUAAGGGCCUCGACUGGUACAGGUGAGCAGCGCGCGGGCGCGGGAAGGGGGCACUCGCCGGGUAAAGGCGCCCAGAGGUUGCGCUGGCACCGAGGAAGAGCGAGCAUGGGGGUCCACCUCACUCAGUAUUGUCCACACGGGCUGGCGGCAGCUCUCCGGUGAUCCAGACAGGAUCCGUUUUGCAGCCUGACCCGGAGAUGCUGCCGCGGAUUGAAACGGGGCCUUUCUGCUCUGGCUCGGAGUAAUGGCUAGGACUUUCCGGCGGCCGGCCUUGAGCCUCCUGGUGGUGGCCAGAAAGCGGGGCCCAUGUCGCCGCAAGGUCCCUGGGCCAGGGCGAUUGGAGCUUGCCCCCUCCGGAACCAAGCUUAGCCCUGGGUGGGUGGCGGGCUCCGUCCCUCCGGGACAGGAAUGUCGCCUCCGAGGGUUCGAUUUCUCCUUGGGGCAGUUCACCUUCGCGAGUGGCAGGGCUUUUGCCGCCACGUGUUGCCCUACACUCUUGGCUUGGGAAUCCCAAGGGAGAAAGUUCGUUCUCUCCCGGCGCUUUAGGGCAGCCUCUGGCUCCCACUUGCUUAGACGUGUUACCCUGCAAGCCAGGAACCUAGGCUGGGAAAAGACCACCUCCCCGAGAGGCUAGGUGAUGUGGUCUGAGAGCUGCUCCCGCCGCGGAAGGGUAUCAAAGCAAGCGAGGCGUGGAGCUUGUUUGCGCAGCGCUGUCCAUGGUCCUGAAAGCCGCCCUGUUGUGGAGAAGGGACCAGCAAUGCUUGGGAGAGCCGAGGGCCGAGUGCAAAGCUUGUGACGGGCCAAAAGACCUGAGCGACUCUCCCUGCCCAUGA